CUUGACCUGGGCAGGAUAGCCCCUUGCUUCUGUUCCUGAGACGUGUGCCAAGAUUCCGCUGCACUGACUGCCAACUGCCUUCUGCCUAGGCUUUGGGCUGUUUUCCGGAUAUCUGCAUAAGCAAGCCCUUGUCACGCUACCCUUUCCUACCUGUACCCUCUUGUUUCUGUUCUUGCUACUACACUUGUGUGCCUUUUUCUCCCUUCCCAUUUCCUCUCCUGUGUGCACAAUGCAUAAAGGCUGGAAAAAAUACGGCGGCCAGAAGUCUCUGAGUGAGGCAUCAAUGGAUGAAUACUUAGGACGCUUAGGGCUGUUUCGAAAGCUGACUGCCAAGGAUGCCUCUUGUCUUUUUCGGGCUAUUUCGGAGCAGAUGUUUUACAGCCAGGUACAUCAUUUGGAAAUCAGAAAGACUUGUGUCUCAUAUAUGAGGGAAAAUCAAAAAGAUUUUGAAUCUUAUGUAGAGGGAUCUUUUGAGAAAUACCUGGAACGAUUGGGAGAUCCCAAGGAAAGUGCUGGUCACCUGGAAAUACGAGCUCUUUCUCUCAUUUAUAAUCGAGAUUUCAUUCUUUAUCGCUAUCCUGGAAAGCCUCCAAUUUGUGUCACAGAUAAUGGCUAUAAAGAUAAGAUUCUACUCUGCUAUUCAAGUAAUGGUCAUUAUGAUUCAGUAUACUCGAAACAAUUUCAGUCAAGUGCUGCUAUUUGUCAGGCUGUGUUGUAUGAAAUUCUCUAUAAAGAUGUAUUUGUUGUGGAUGAAGGCGAGUUGAAUACUGCAGUUGAACUGUUUCGAAGUGGUUCCAAGAAGAACAGAAACAAUGCAGCCACUGCCAGUGAAGAUUCCCAUAUUAACUCGGGCAAGAAUCCAACUCAGGAUAGGAGUGAAGAAUGGGAUGCCAGGAGCAACACUGAAAAUGCGCCAGAGGGAUACAGUGAAGGAACAGAAGCAGCAAAGUCUACAGAAAACCCAUCAAAGAUGCUCUUCCCAUAUAAGGUGCUGAAGUCCCUGGACCCAGAAAUCUAUCGUAACGUAGAAUUUGAUGUUUGGUUGGACAGCAGAAAAGAACUUCAAAAAUCUGACUACAUGGAGUAUGCUGGAAGGCAGUACUAUUUGGGAGACAAGUGUCAGGUUCGCUUGGAAUCAAAUGGAAGAUACUAUAAUGCACAUAUUCAGGAGGUUGGAAAUGAUAACAAUUCAGUAACAGUCUUCAUUGAAGAACUUGCAGAAAUGCAUAUUGUUCCACUGAGUAACUUAAAGCCAGUUACCCAAGUGACACCUGUUCCUUCCUGGAAUGCCAGUCGGAGAGGAAGAGGUUAUCAGAAAAUGCCUGGGAGCUAUGUCUCAAAUAUGGCUAUGUCAGAGAUGGACAUGAAACAACGGAAGAAGAUGUUCAAAAAAGUAAGAGGCAAAGAGGUUUAUAUGGCUAUGGCUUAUAGCAGAGGAGACCCCUUCAUCCCUCCCAGGCUUCAGCACAAUAUGCAUUAUGGGCAUAGCCCUCCAGUGCACUAUUCAUCAGCAGCUGCUGGCAGUGUUAUACCUAAUGAACAUUUUCAUCCUCAAUAUUCAUCUCAGAGACAAGGUCCAGGUUAUAUAGUUCCCAGGGAAUCUCGCUUCAUAAAUAGGAACAAUGUAGUAGUUCCUAAAGUGGGUUUUCACCCUGGCCCAGGAAAAAGAUGCUGCCAGAAUUAUGAUAACUUCUAUAGAUCUCGCUCAUUUAGACGUAGUCACCGCCAGAUGCAUUGCAUGAAUAAGGAAUGCCAGUAUAGUUAUGCCCCAGGGAAUGGACAGAUGCCCAGGGGUUUGGAAGAAACAUUUACUUUCUAUGAAGUUGAAGAAGGUGAUGAGACUGCUUAUCCACCUUUGCCUAGUCAUGAAGUGUCCUCUACAGUGGUUCCUGCUACUUCUAGAUACCAUGUUUCCAGACGAGGACAUAGCUUAAGCAAACAAACUUUGAAUUCAGAGGGUGAUGGCCAGAGUGAUAAUGAUGGCUAUCAUAAAGAGUUUAUCCUUCGGACUAAAAAUGACUAUAAAACUUCAGAUAUUUAUACUGCUUGUGAAUCUACAGCAAACUUGUCUCUUCAGGACAGAGGAAGACCACAUUGUGUGCCCCAUCAAGAUACACAUACCUCAUGUGACUACCCAGAGAAGGUGAUGGUGAACUCUGCGGCAGUUGCAGCUUCCUGUGCCGAUAAUGUUCCAGCUCAAGACUUUUCUAAUUGUUCAGUAGUAGCUAAUCAAGCUAGUAGUAUCACUUCUGUUUCCUCACAGACUGCUGUGCAGCCUCUAUUUGUAUCUGCAGCUACUCAAGGCAGAGCAGUGGUUGCUUCACCACCAUAUCCUUAUCUCUCUGCUCCUAUUAAUGGUGCUGCAUCCUCUUUACCACCACCACCUCCACCCCCUCCACCUCCACCACUUCCACUUGCACCUCCACCUCCUCUUCCUGCUGAGGUGGAAGAGGCAUCAAAUAUACCACCACCACCACUUCCACCUCCACCUCCACCUUAUUCCUGUGAUCCAAGUGGCAAUGAUCUGCCUCAAGAUACAAAAGUUUUGCAGUAUUAUUUCAAUCUGGGGUUGCAGUGCUAUCACCACAACUACUGGAACUCAAUGGUCUAUGUGCCACAGAUGCAACCGCAGCAGCUUCAUGUAGAGAAUUAUCCAGUCUAUACUGAACAACCUCCAAUAGAUAAUACUGUUCUUCAGUUGGGAAGUGAAGUAGAGAGGCAAGAUGGCACACAGGCAGAAGGAUCAGCAAAUGGUACUCAUGUUGACUCAUCACUCACUGACUCACUCAGAGAAACUCCCAGUUAUGAACGCUCCAUUCAUGGUACUUUUCCAAACGGUGAUCCUGCAUCUGUUCCUCAUGGAGCAGUCUAUUAUCCAGUUAUUUCAGAUCCAUAUGCACCAUCACCUUUGCCGGGUUUUGAUUCCUGCAUUCCUGUUAUGCCAGAUUAUCCUUAUGUUCCUCCAUGGCAUCCAGUUGGUACAGCAUAUGGUGGUUCUUCUCCUGUUCAUGGAGCUAUGAAUACUGGACCAGUUGGCUAUAUUGCUUCUCCUCCCUCAGUUUCUCAUUACUUACCUCAAAAUAUGUAAAAUUCAGCAGUAUGAAUUAUUCUUGUACUGCCAUUUUUUGAUGCUUUGAUUUUUAAAAUGUGUUUUAUGUUGGAGUUUAAGUGAUUUAGGUUGUUAGAGUGUUUACUAUCAUAUCUUUAAGAUUAUUUUAUCUUUUGAUUUAAAUAGUGCAUUAAAGGAAUAUUUGGACUGUAAACAAGGAAAUAAGGAUGGAUGUACAACUAGCCCCAUUCUUCAUUCUAUUCAGCUAUUUUUCUGUCAAUUAACUUGUCAGCUUUGUAUUCACUGAAGGUACCUAUUGAUAAAAAGAGUAGGUACACUCUUUCCUAGGUUCAAGUAUAUACAUUAAAAAUUGGAAUGACUUUCACCAGUUUAUGUAAAAUAAUACACAAAACCACCAGCCUUUUGCUCCUGAGUCUUGCAUAAAUGAGACAAAUUGUCAAAUUUCUUUAAAAAUUAUCUGAACUGAGUUGCCUUCUAUAAUUAUUAGUUUUGA
Molecule: messenger RNA, 3563 nt
Organism: Sorex fumeus (smoky shrew)
Lineage: Eukaryota; Metazoa; Chordata; Mammalia; Eulipotyphla; Soricidae
Product: putative bifunctional UDP-N-acetylglucosamine transferase and deubiquitinase ALG13
Exons: 25
Coding region: 230-3088 (952 amino acids)
Biological process (GO): protein deubiquitination
Molecular function (GO): cysteine-type deubiquitinase activity
Source: RefSeq, a predicted model, not a curated record